GCGAUAGAAAUAAAUAAAUAAAAUUGAAGAUACGGUCGACCUACAAUAUACGACUCGUAUAUAUUUCCUUGGCGGCAAUUUUGUAUUUAUCAUGUAGAUAAUUGCUAGAUCUAGACUACAUACCAAUAUAUUUUUAUGAAAAAAAGGAAAGGUCAGGAAUGAAGUAUAUUGCCACCUCAACUAGCUAUAUAAAGCCCCUCAAUACUCUUCAAGCAUAGGUCACUAACAACUCAACUAUAUUAUACAAUUCACUUCAAUCACUUUUGAAUAAUGCAAAUUAUGCCACUAUCAUCUUCAAUUUUCCCCUCUUCUGUUUAUGUUGAUGAAUCAUCACUAGUGAUCACAAUAACUGGUGUAGUAGCGUUGCUAGUGGUGUUGUUUCAGUGGCGGUUGCACCAGAAAAAGCAAAGACGAAAGCUGCCUCCCGGUUCCAUGGGUUGGCCUUACAUCGGAGAGACACUCCGCCUCUACACAGAGAAUCCCAAUUCCUUCUUUGCCACCCGCCAAAACAAAUACGGAGAGAUAUUCAAGACGCACAUAUUGGGAUGUCCAUGUGUGAUGAUAAGCAGUCCAGAGGCUGCUCGAAUGGUAUUAGUAAGCAAAGCACAUAUGUUCAAGCCAACUUAUCCUCCUAGCAAAGAGCGUAUGAUUGGACCAGAUGCUCUCUUCUUCCACCAAGGUCCUUACCAUUCCACACUUAAGCGGCUCGUUCAAUCUUCCUUCAUGCCUUCUGCUCUCCGACCAACCGUCUCUCACAUCGAGCUCCUUGUCCUGCAAAUCCUCUCUUCCUGGACAUCCGAAAAGUCCAUCAACACCCUUGAACACAUGAAACGAUAUGCAUUCGAUGUGGCGAUCAUGUCAGCGUUUGGGGAUAAAGAGGAGCCCAGUGAAAUUGAAGCUAUUAAGCUUCUCUAUCAACGUCUCGAAAAGGGUUACAACUCCAUGCCUCUCGACCUACCUGGCACACUUUUUCAUAAAUCCAUGAAGGCAAGAAGGGAAUUAAGCGAAGAAGUAAGGAGACUGAUAGAAAAGAGAAGAGAAAAUAAGAGAGAAGAAGGAGGACUAUUGGGAGUACUUCUCGGCGCCAAGGAUCAGAAACGCAACGGUUUAAGCGAUUCACAGAUCGCUGACAACAUCAUCGGCGUUAUCUUCGCCGCCACUGACACCACCGCUUCUGUCUUAACUUGGCUUCUCAAGUACUUACACGACCACCCAAAUCUCCUCCAAGAAGUCUCAAGGGAACAAGUCUGCAUUCGACAGAAAAUAAAGGAAGAAAACAGAAGAAUCUCGUGGGAGGAUACAAGAAAAAUGCCACUGACCACAAGGGUGAUUCAAGAGACACUAAGAGCGGCAAGUGUAUUGUCAUUUACGUUUAGAGAAGCUGUACAAGACGUCGAAUAUGAUGGCUAUUUGAUCCCAAAAGGUUGGAAGGUUCUUCCUCUUUUCCGACGAAUCCAUCACUCUCCUGAUUUUUUCCCUGAACCCGAAAAAUUUGAUCCAUCAAGAUUCGAGGUGGCACCAAAACCUUACACGUUCAUGCCAUUUGGGAAUGGGGUGCACUCAUGCCCAGGAAGUGAGCUGGCUAAGCUUGAGAUGCUUAUCCUACUUCACCACCUCACAACCUCUUUCAGAUGGGAAGUGGAAGGAGGCGAGGAAGGGAUACAAUAUGGUCCUUUCCCUGUGCCCAAGAAGGGUUUACUAAUAAGAGUUACUCCAGUUUAAGCCUAAGGCAUAAUUGGAGUUAACGGCCUAAGGCAUAAUUGGAGUUAACGUUCUAAUUAUAUAACUCAUGUUUUAGUUGCUCUACCAGUAAAUAAUUUUUUUUCAAAUAAUGUGUACAUCUCAUUUUAAAAUUGGCCUCAAUUUGGCCCGUUUUCUUUUGUAAAUGAAUUAUUCCCCACUUAUGUAAAGUUACAUUUCAAUGAAAAUUGCUUUUGAUUGCUUGUAAGUCGUUGAACUCUUUCGAUUAUUAUACAUUUCCAACUAGCUUAUUGCUUUCAAUUUCAAUGAAAAAUUGCUUUUGAUUGCUUGCAUUGAAAUAAUUUCUGUUCGGAUCCGAAUCAAACGCGAAUAUGGAUUAUAUUUAGUAAAUGGUGAGCCAAGCAAGUAUUCAGAUUUUAAAAUUAAUUGUCUGGAUGAAGAUUUGGUUUCAAAGCAUCCAAAAGACUUCGUAAUGUUUUUGGAUCUGCCCUCUCUCUGAUCCUAACUAUUUUUUCUAUACUUGUCUGAAACUGAUGCGUGUUUUUUUCUAUUUCAUUUUUCUACAAUGCAAUAAUAAUGUAUCCUUAUUUUAAGAUUCCGUUCAGACGUAGAAAAGGGUGAGGUAGACGCAAUUGUUUUGUACGGAAGCAUACAUAUGCAUUUGUUUAUUUAGUUGUAAGAGGUUAAUUAAUUGUGUAUAUAUAUAUAUUAACUUAACGACUUAUAAAGUAUGUCUAGUUCAUAUUGAAUACGGAACUCUGUUUAUCUUAAAACUAAAACCGUAUUUUACAUUAGGUAAUUAGAUUAGAUAACAUUUAUAGCUAUCUCAGGUCACAAACGCGGAAGUAUGUAAAGCUUUGAACCAUGGAAGUGAGACGACACAUACAAUAUUUUGGUCUCGUGACACAGCGAAUGGCUAGGUGUCCAUAGUUGGGUACGUGCAUGCGACGACUCUACCUAACAGACCUUGUCACUAAGCUUACGUGGAACUAUAGAUUCCAUAAACGAAAAAGAUUGGCUGAAAUGAAUCUAAUUCAUUGUCCCCGAUUUGUCUCUGUACUAAGUCAGAGAUUUGUUCAGAGUAUUACACUGGUCCAAACUAAAGAGUCUCUAGGCUGUUGCGAGGGUCUGGUAGACAGAGAUUUAACAUGCUCCAACCCUUUCUUAUCCCUUUUGUCUCCCUCCCUCUCUCUUCAAGCCCUACCUCAAAGUUUUCACAUGAUUUGUUUUUGGAACUGUCCCUCUCAUUAAUCUUUUUGUUUCUUGGUCCUUUUUUCCUUUUGAGAAAAUGGGAGAAGGUUUGAUGUGAGACGACUAAAACGUGUACAAAGAGAGCUCUGGUAAUUAACUAAGAUAUUCCUUUGGAUUAGAUACGUGAAGUAGCCGAAACUUUUAAGUUUCGACCUAUAUUUUCAACCUAAUCAUCUAAGGCAUUUCCAACUCCCCUCUGUUAUUCACUCUAAAUAGAGUUUAUAGUAAAAAUGCUCUAAUAGUAUCAUAUUUCUCACUCUAUAAUAAAGUGAAAAAUAGGUUUACUCCAAAUAUAGAGUAAUUUAUUUUUUUUGUUCAUCAUUCUAUUUUCUACUUUAAAAUAUAGUACUACUAUGGUCGGUCCGCGCUUCGCGCGGAAUUAUUUGUUUUGGUGUGUAUUAUGAUGUGCUAAUUUAUUAAUUUAAGUACAGUUAAUUUAUUUGUAAGUAAUUUUAUUUUAUUUUGGUUUUUUGCUUAUACAACAAUACAUGAAUGAGUUGUAUGCUUUGUGAGGUUUUGACCAGCUCUAAUAUUUGCAUAAUUCUCAAUAAGAAAUUGUCAGCUUUGAUGAGAGAUUGACAGUACAAACAUCAGCCAUCCAGUUCUUGGUGCUCAACGUUUCUAUUUCUUAAGUUUAUAGUUGGGUGAUACUCUGUUUUGGCAGAGUAAACUCUAUUGUUUGUCAGGAACAAAUAUGAGGAUAUCUAAACUAUUUUCUCCUUGAUCUUAACUUUUAAACAUAGAAUUUCAGAUUUCGGAAAAAGAGAUUCAUAAUGAUAUUUCUUUUUUAUUCGCCUAUUUGAUUGCAGAAAAGAUCGGUUACCAAGAUAUUUUUGUUGUCAAGAUUUGGAAGACCCAUUAGUGAAAAUUAUUUUUUUAAGGAGACAUGAAAUUUCAUUUGAACUAAGAUACACUAUUGGGAUUUUAAUUACUAAAACUUUUACAUUGUUUGCAGGACUUUUAAUCCAAUUGUAUAGCAUAAACUAUAUAGGUCGUUAGUGGUGUAUAACAUUCUCUUAUUAGAUUGGCUGAAGAUACGUUUGUGAAAACAGUGAAAGUUACCUUAUAACACUUUCUAAUGCAUUUCUAUAUUUAUCUUAAUAAUAAUAUUUAGAGACAUAUAUGUCUCAAUCCACUUCUAUUUGUCUUCUUAAAAACUUGUUAUUUUUCUUAUAUAAAUAUCAUUUGUUUUCGUACUUUAUGAUAGACAGUGUUAUUUUACAGAAAGAAAUAAGUAAACUUGAACUUAGUUAUAGAUUUUUUAAAUAGUCAAAUACAUUAGAAAUUGUUUUAGGGUUACCAUUUGAUGAUUAUCUCUGUAAGAUAAUCAGACACUGGAACUUUGUAGCAUAAGUAAGUGUGGAAGUAUUUUUGACUCAAAAAAGUAAGUGGCAGCAUUAUCUUAUUGAUAAAAACUAUUAAAAAUAUGUUAGCAGAGAGUAACGAUUACUAAGGAAUCAACUGAUGAACCUAGCAUGUGUUACUCCACCAAGUUUAAAUGUGAAACCGUGGAUUGAAAAGCCCGGUAAUGUAUUUAUCCCUUGCAUGAUGUUGAGUAUGGGGCAAAGAAUGUUGUGGAUAUAUAGUGGAGGUUGAAUCUUCUUUAGUGUCUCUGAGAGCACAAAUGGGACACUUGUAUAGAGACGUUCCUAUAUGAUUAAGAUUCAAAAGAGGAAUAAGUUUCUUGCAGCAAGAACAUAUGAUUUUUCUUACAUAUGCAAGAACAUAUGAUUAAAGGUGAUAAACAACGUUUCGCUUAAAUCAACUGAUGCCUUGUGAGUUCUAUGUAACCAGAGUUUGGCAACUACCAACGCCAAUGAUCAAUUCAACUUCUGUUAAAAAGUGGGCCAGAUUCUUUUCUUUUUUUUAGAACUAAAGUGGGCCAGAUUCAUAUAUAUGCAUAUUCUCGCGUCUAUGUAUAUAAAGUAUUAAUUUUAUUUGUCUACCAAGCGCAUCAUUGGCGAGUAAAUUACACCGCAUCAAAAUAUAUGGAUUUUAGUGCUCGUGAGGCCAGAAACUUUUAUCCGAUAUCCGGGAUUCGAUCCGGAUCCGAUCAAAAAAUUCGGAUAUUCGGAGAGACCGAAUCCAGAUAUGUAUAGUAAAAUAUUAGAUCCGUCAAUGUCGAAUCUGAAUAUUUUAAUUUUUUAGUCUGGAUAUCCGAAUCCGUAAGUUUUAUUAAUAACUAUUUAAAAAAUAGUAAUAUCUAUAUAUAAAAAUUAAUUUUAUUUAAUAUAUUUUCAUUUUUAUAAUAGUAUACAUAGAAAUAAUUAAAAACAUAAUACAUAUUUUUAUUUUUAAAUUAUUGUUAAUAUUUUACAAUUUUUAGAAGGAUAUCCAAUACCUGGAUAUCCGAAAACUCCGGAUCCGGAUAAUGAUAAUAAAAUUCCGGAUCAACCGGAUAAAGAUCUGGAUCUAGAUAUUUUAUAACUGCUUGGAUACCCGAUCCGUCACAGGCCUACGUGUGACUCUAUUUUUCAACCUAGACUUUUAUUCGAUGAAAUAAUUUUUUAGUUUUUGUUGAAAACCUUGGUCACCCACCGUUUCUUUUUUUUCUGUCCGAUCUAGUUUCGCAUCUUCUUCCUUCUGUAGAUCAGAUUAUUUUACUUUUAAUCUUUGACUCUGUUCGGAUUUAAUUAGCUCCGACUUGUUUCAUUUCGUCUUGCAUUUUUUUGUUAUAUCUUUCUAUUUCGUCUGGUCUUUGCAUGUUCUCAGAUUCUUCCUUUCUCAUUGGAAGCAAUCAAAUCAUGGAUUAUCGGCGAAUCCUCCUUUAUUAUCAUUUGUUUGAUUAUUUAAACAUGUGGGAGUAAAUCCUAGCUAUUACUAUGUGGAGUUCUAACGCUUAGGUUUUCUUGUUUGGAUUAUUUUUUAGAUCCGGCUUUGACUGAAAUGGAGUACGAAGAUUCGGAUGUCUUGCUCUAUUAUGAGAGAUUUCUGAAGAGUACUCUUGUUUAAGUCAGGUGUGGGCUUUGUUUUCUCCGGUGAAUCAAGGUUAGAGUUCGUUUACUUCUCCCAGCAACCAUCUGCGAAGAAAUCAUCACCAAUUAUUGAAGGCCUGAUGUAGUAAAGGUAGGAGUUUUCACGGGGAUUGAAAAUCAUGGGGAGACGCUGGUGGCAAACGUCUCCAGCGUCGAUGUUAGAGUAGAGACAAUGAGGUUUCCCCUAGUUCUUUCUACAUCUCUCUUCAAAUCUCUAGUUACAUCUUAGUGUGUUAAUUUUUAGUAUUAACAGUUUGGUUAGAUGUAAUUAGCUUGUUGUAUUUGGGCCUUCGUCUGUACUUUUCAAAUCUAUUUGGGCUUUAAUGGAAAAAGUGGUAAAAACA
Brassica napus (rape) is the source of this 6271-nucleotide messenger RNA. Its product is annotated as abscisic acid 8'-hydroxylase 2. Gene Ontology annotation, biological process: sterol metabolic process. NCBI's taxonomy places the organism in Eukaryota, Viridiplantae, Streptophyta, Magnoliopsida, Brassicales, Brassicaceae. Gene Ontology annotation, molecular function: iron ion binding; oxidoreductase activity, acting on paired donors, with incorporation or reduction of molecular oxygen; monooxygenase activity. The coding region runs from base 271 to 1722 and encodes 483 amino acids. The transcript has 8 exons. The record is from RefSeq and is a predicted model, not a curated record.